This is a messenger RNA of Chlorella variabilis, 402 nucleotides long. RefSeq names its product expressed protein. The transcript has 4 exons. The record is from RefSeq and is a predicted model, not a curated record. The coding region runs from base 1 to 402 and encodes 133 amino acids. NCBI's taxonomy places the organism in Eukaryota, Viridiplantae, Chlorophyta, Trebouxiophyceae, Chlorellales, Chlorellaceae.
AUGGCCUCGGCAGGCCCCUUGCAGGCCGCUUCAGCCGCGCAGCAGCUCGCCGCGGUCCCCUGGGGAACAGCAGCAGGAGCUGUCAGCACUGUGCAGUCCCGCUGGAGCCACUGCUCCUGCUCAGGCGACCUGAGUCUGCCGCCGCCGCAAAAGGUGCUGGUGGAGUACGCACCCGCCGAGGUGGACACCUUCAUAGCCUUUGCGGACGCGGUGGAGGAGGAGUUUGAGGGGAUCAUGGUGGACGGCGUGGAGGUGGAUGGCCCGUCGCACGCCUUUGACAUCAAGCUGGAGGAUGGGCAGCUGGUGUUCAGCCGGGACGCCGAGGCCAGCAGCGGCCUGCCAGAGUACAGCGACCUGUUUGCGCGGCUGCGCCUGGCGGGAGUGCAGCCGGCUGCCAUGUGA